This is a messenger RNA of Saprolegnia parasitica CBS 223.65, 1146 nucleotides long. RefSeq lists its product as hypothetical. The transcript is spliced from 4 exons. Bases 77 to 1117 code for a protein of 346 amino acids. Lineage: Eukaryota; Oomycota; Saprolegniomycetes; Saprolegniales; Saprolegniaceae. Gene Ontology annotation, molecular function: D-amino-acid oxidase activity; FAD binding. The record is from RefSeq and is a predicted model, not a curated record.
GCCCCGUGAUCGAUGGGGUUCGAUGCGCAUCCUAACACUGUGUUAUUUGCGCUGGCUGCAACGGUCAGUUUGAAAAAUGAAGGGUCGCAUCGUGGUUGUUGGCGCUGGCGUCGUCGGGCUCACGACUGCCCUGCAGCUCUCGCUCGAUGGUGUUCCGUCAAGCUCCAUCGUCGUGCUCACGAAAGAUGCGUCCGAAGACACCGUGUCCUGCGUCGCCGGCGCUCUCUGGGAAAGCCCGCCGUACGAGAUGGAGGCCAACCCGACGGCCGUCGGGUGGUGCGCAACGACGUUGUACAAGCUCACGCAGCUCUCGCGGGACCACCCCGAGACGGGCAUCCAUGUCGUACCAAGCUUCACCGUGAGCGAGCGCCCGCUCGAGACAAACGUCGACGCCAAGAACGCUUGCACGAGCUAUGACGAGUGGGAGACGCCGUCGAGCGCCAACGCGCUACUGCGGCGCGCCGGCGUGCCCGAGCUCAGCGACAAGUUCCGCCACUUUCAGAUGUACGACGCACCGAUCGCGGCCAUGGACGUCUACCUCGCGUGGCUCAACGCCGAGCUGCGCCGGCGGGGCAUUGAUAUCCGGCGUGAAUGCGUCGCCGACCUCCACGCGCUCGCCACGCCCGACACGAUCGUGGUCAACUGCACCGGCCUCGCCGCGCAUGUCUACGACAAGGCCAUGUAUCCGUGCAAGGGCCAAGUCGUGCGCGUGCACGCGCCGUGGGUGCGUGCGGCGAUCCUCGAUAUGGACUCGGGCGCGUACAUGAUUCCGCGCCCGAACGGCGACCUCAUUUGCGGCGGCACGAGCGAAGACAACCAGUGGGACUUGGUCGUCGAGGACCACGUGACCGAGACGAUCUUGGCCAAGUGCAAGGCGAUUCUACCGUCGCUUGAGCACGCGCGGGUUCUCGGUGUGCGCACGGGCCAUCGCCCGAAGCGGCGCGGCGGCGCGCGAGUCGAGACCGAGGCGUCGGCGCACGGCGGCUACAUCGUCCACAACUACGGCCACGGCGGAUCCGGCAUUUGCUGCUCGUGGGGCACGGCCAUCGACGCCUCCAAGCUCGUCCAAACGUGCUUGCGGCAGAUCAACCACACCCAGCAUUUGAGCAAGCUCUAACUCUACUUCAUAUAUUCAUUCAGUCCUCC